Molecule: messenger RNA, 984 nt
Organism: Alternaria atra
Lineage: Eukaryota; Fungi; Ascomycota; Dothideomycetes; Pleosporales; Pleosporaceae
Exons: 1
Coding region: 1-984 (327 amino acids)
Molecular function (GO): pectate lyase activity
Source: RefSeq, a predicted model, not a curated record
AUGAAGUUCUCAAUCAUGUCUCUCGGCCUCAUGGCCGUCUCUGCUCUGGCAGCACCUAUGCCAUCACAGAUCGCACCCAAGCGUGACGGUCUUGCCAAGCGCGCUGCAUCCCUGGAGGAUGUCGCGACCACCGGUUUCGCCACACAGAACGGAGGUACCUCUGGAGGAAAGGGAGGCAAGACCAUCGAGGUCGGCUCCCUCAGCGAGUUGGAGGCUGCCGUCAAGGGUGAGGAUGCCGCCAUCGUUCUCAUCACUAGCCCCAUUAAGGGAAGCGGAGAGAACGUCAAGGUCGGCAGCAACAAGUCCGUCAUCGGCAAGGACGCCUCCGUCGUCCUGUCCGACUUCACCAUCACGGUCAAGGCAGUCAAGAACGUCAUCCUCCGCAACUUCGCCAUGGAGAAGGUCGUAGGCGGCGAUGCCAUCGCCAUCCAAGAAGCCCAGAACGUCUGGGUUGACCACGUUGACCUCUCCUCUGACCUCGACCACGACAAGGACUACUACGACGGUCUCCUCGACGUCACCCACGCUGCAGACUACGUCACCAUCUCUAACAGCUUCUUGCACGACCACUGGAAGGCCUCUCUCGUCGGCCACUCCGACAGCAACGGCGGCGAAGACAAGGGCCACUUGACCGUCACCUACAACAACAACUACUGGCUCAACAUCAACUCCCGCGGCCCCUCUUUCCGCUUCGGAACCGGUCACCUCUACAACAACUACUACGAGAACGUCAGCGACGGCAUCAACACCCGCCAGGGUGCUCAGCUCCUCGUCCAGAACAACGUCUGGGUCAAGGCUAAGAAGGCGCUUUACAGCACCGACGGCGGCAAUGCCGUUGCUGAGGGCAAUGACUUUGGUAACAGCGAGAACACUGCCCCCAAGGGUACUCUUUCCAAGGCCCCCUACGAGGUUCCUGAGCUCCUUGAGGCUAGCGCCGUCAAGGCUGCUGUUGUUGGAACCGCUGGUGUUACGCUCAAGUUCUAA